AUGCCGAGCGUUUUGACUGGCCGUUUUUGGUUUUUGAAGAUGGUUUUAGUGGUUGUGGUAGUUGAUGGUUGUAGCGACAAUGACGACAACGACAACGGCGGCAACGACGAAGGCGACGACGGCGAUGACGAUGACGAAGACGUUUCAGUGAAACAGAAGGGGAAGGGGAGGGACUGGAGGGUAAAGGGGAGGAGGAGAGGGAGGUGGUUUUGA
Molecule: messenger RNA, 213 nt
Organism: Enterobius vermicularis (human pinworm)
Lineage: Eukaryota; Metazoa; Nematoda; Chromadorea; Rhabditida; Oxyuridae
Source: the annotation of a GenBank genome assembly